Messenger RNA from Drosophila nasuta, 3177 nucleotides. RefSeq names its product P protein. The transcript is spliced from 2 exons. Gene Ontology annotation, cellular component: membrane. NCBI's taxonomy places the organism in Eukaryota, Metazoa, Arthropoda, Insecta, Diptera, Drosophilidae. Gene Ontology annotation, biological process: transmembrane transport. The coding region runs from base 181 to 2367 and encodes 728 amino acids. The record is from RefSeq and is a predicted model, not a curated record.
AGGUUAAAGUAAAAAAAUGUUGACAUAUGUAUAUGUUUUUUGUUUAGCGUGAUUUUAAAUUAUUGUUAUUAUUAUUUUCUUAUAAAACAAAUUAUUGGAGUCGUAAACAGUCGAAGGACUAACACAUUAUAAGAAGUGAAUCGGAGAUCUCGAUCUAUGGCCUGAUUGGAUUUACUUCAUAUGGCCUCACAUGCACCCCAUGCUUCCCAGGCACGCCGAUCAUUCUACACUCACGACGAGGAUGACAAUCUCACCGAUGAGCAACGCACUCGACGGGCGCGGCUCCAUCGCGUAUUAGUGAUCAUAAAGAUCACAAUAUUUGUCUUGAUAUGGAUAUUCUUUUCAAUAUUUAUGAUAAUAACCCCACCCUAUGAGCCACACGAGAUUGUUGUGUCACUCGAUCCAAAUGAGUUGCGAUCCGUCGAUUUGGCCGAGAAACCAACGGGAAAAUAUAUUUACGUCAAGCUCAAGGGUAAAAUCGACGAGGAUGCCACAUAUCGGUCGAAUAGAGCUGGGAAGAACCAAUCGUAUGUGAUUGUCAGUGCUGCCACCUUUGAUAGUGGCACAAACAGGACCUUAUGGUCAGCCAAAGACUGGAAGGUUUACCUCGAUGACUCGGAAAAGUAUAAGGUCGCUACUGUGAAAAAUAGUUUUAAAAUUGAGGGCUUCGACUCAAAGUCCUUGCGGGCGAUGGAUACGCACCAUGAUGAAUUCGAAGAGGGAGCCGAAGAAAGAGUUAUGCGGGCAAGUGGCGGAUCGGAUAGUCCACUAAAGGUGUCCCUUCUCAAUACGGACGACAAACCAACGGCACUCUCAGUGACUGCAAAUCCCAAUCCUUUGGACGUGAGCCUGGGUGUAAUGUACGCAAUGCUGCUACUGUGCUUCCUGUACGUGCUAAUCAUUUUCGAUAUUGCGGAUCGGACAUUUGCCGCUCUGCUCGCGGCGACAACUGGCAUCGGGAUCCUCUGCAUGCUUGGUGAGCGACCUUCACUCGAGCAAAUUAUUUCAUGGAUCGACAUGGACACUCUUAUGUUGCUCUUUGGAAUGAUGAUCAUGGUGGCCGUGCUCGCCGAGACUGGCGUGUUUGAUUAUAUGUCCGUGUUCGCCUAUCACAUGUCCAAGGGACAGCCGUGGGUGCUCAUCUUUCUACUCUGCAUGCUCACUGUAAUGCUGUCUGCUUUUCUCGAUAAUGUCACUAUCAUCAUGCUGAUGGUGCCCGUCAUCAUUCGCCUCACCGAGUGCAUGGGUCUGCGCACCACGACGGUCCUCAUAACUGUUGCCCUCUUCUCGAAUAUCGGAGGAGCUCUGACACCCGUCGGCGAUCCACCCAAUGUGAUUAUUGCGACGAAUCAAUAUGUCGUUGCCGAGGGUGUCGAUUUCAUCACUUUCGUGGCACACAUGUUUCCCGGAGUAUUCUUUAGCAUUGUUGUCGCUUGGAUCUUCAUAUUCGUGGUGCUGAGACAUCGACUCUUUGUAGGCAGCGACGAGCAGAUGCGGGAGUCCAUCAAGAAUCUAACGAAGACGGCUGCCAAGUUUAAUGAACCCAGGCCCAGUGAAGAGAAGAUGCGUCGCGACAUUUUGCAGCGGAUCGAAGAGCUCAAGGAGCAGUAUCGUCGCAAGGAGGUUGCGAAAACAUUCGGUCUGCAGCCCGCCUCGAAUUUUAUCGAAACGCUCGCAGAAAUGGAAGCCAGGUACAAAAUUAGAAACAAACCAUUGUUAAUCAAAUGUUGCAUUGCCUUGGUAUUUGCCGUGAUCCUCUUUUUAAUGCAUUCGUUGCCCUUUAUGCGUGGUGUGACUCUGGCCUGGGCUGCGAUGCUGGCUGCGAUGCUACUCUUAAUUUUGGCCAACAAGCCAGACAUGGACGCAGUGCUUGAUCAUGUGGAAUGGUCCACGUUGCUCUUCUUUGCCGGCCUUUUUGUUCUUGUGGAAGUCGUUUCCGAGCUGGGUCUCAUCGAAUGGGUGGGUGACCUGACCAUCUUGAUGAUCCAAAGUGUGGGCAAUGAGCAUCGUGUGGUUACAGCAAUCAUGUUGGUAUUGUGGAUCAGCGCAGUGUUCUCGGCCUUUGUCGACAACAUCCCCAUUGUGACAAUGAUGCUCAAGUUGGCCAUCAAGCUGAGUACCAAUGAUGAACUAAAUCUGCCACUAAUGCCACUGAUUUGGGCCAUUUCAAUGGGCGUGUGCUUCGGUGGCAAUGGAACUCUGAUUGCCGCCUCGUCCAAUGUGGUAGCAGCUGGUAUUGCCAAUCAACAUGGAUAUAAAAUCACGUUCAUGGAGUUCUUUAUAUACGGAUUUCCAGUGAUGCUGCUCAGCGAUGUCGUUGCUACCAUCUAUCUGCUGAUAGCCCAUGGUUUGUUCACUUGGCAUUAAAUGCUCGAUGAGAAAACGGUCAUUCAACCCGAGUGGACUUUGUGUUCUGUGUGCCUUCUGUGCCUUGUGUGCUCUGCGACCAGCUGCCAGUUGAGCUGCUCUGACAGGCGAUUUUUUUCAUUUUGCAUCUGCUGUCAGCUGGCCGACGAAACUUUUGCGCGCCUCAAGGAGCAAGGCUCCUCCUGAUAAACUUUAUUAUUUCGCUGAAAACUUUUUAAUGACAAAAUCAAAUCGAAAUCGCACGCCCACAGAAUGUGGUAAUCAAGGGAAUUUAAAAAGAAAUGGCAAGCACAAGAGGACAAAAAUGGUAACGGAGCGGAAACCGUAACGGAACUUCCCAAAAAUGCUAAUGGAAUAAGGCUGAUAAUCGCAAUAAUAGAUAAUUGGAUCUUUAUUAAUGCAAUAGCAAUGCAUUAAAAGUGUUAAACAUGCACACUUGUCCAUGAUGAUUAAUUUUCAAGUAGCAUAAUUAAAUUUCGUGUUUUUGUUCCCAGAGCUCCUUGGCAACCACUACUCAUAAAGUGAAGGAUGCAUCAGUUCAGCAUGUCAAUCCUAUGUCUCAAACUUAUCAGUCCAGUCGGAAAUAUUUGUGUCACAUUCAGCUGAAAAUUAACGCCCUUGAUUUUUUGAGAGACCAGCACUAUGGUAAUACAACAGAAAAUUAAAUUGCAACCACUAAGUAAAUAAAAGACAAACUAAGAAUACUUAAAGUAGGUAAAUAAAUCAGAAGUAAAUUAUAAAUAAAAUGCUUUGUAUAUAACUAAAAGAAUAUAAAUACAAGACCACAAGAAUAUCGUUCGUGGAUAUUGA